AUGGCCUUGAUCUCGACUCUUGUAACCAUAAUAAGACAGAACAUCUGUGUCUACUAUAACGCGGCACUCGACAACACCCUGGUUUCGAUGUUUCUGCAACGGAGAUCCCUGCCCUGUCACACGGUCAUAAAAUCUAUGCUUUGUUUCAUCCUGACUUCCUAUUUUUGUAACCAUAUGAACAUACUUGUGCUCAAUUGCACAUCCUCCUAUAAAAACAGAAAGAACGUGCAAAUCCUACAGCCAAAGAUGUGGUCGGUCGUGGCACCUGCGAUAAGAAUUGGAACGGUGCUUUUCCUGCUCGUGCAGACCAUCCACGCGGGUUUCACGGAUCAUGCAGGACAACUGUUACUACGGAGGCUUGGUGGCUCUCCCACGGUCACGAACAAGUGCAUGAAGUCCCUGGGGUGCUUCGCCUACGACGACAUCUUCUAUCACGUGAUCCACCGACCAAUCAACGUGCUUCCCGACGACCGGAAGCAGAUCGCCACCAAGUUCCUGUUGUACACCAAGCGGAAUCCGAACGAACCGGAGCUCCUGAUUGCUGACGACUCGAACCUGAACGAGUCCUUCUUUGACGCUGCGUCAAAGAGCAAGGUCAUCGUCCACGGCUUCAUGGAUUCGCUGGAUAUCGGCAAGUGGAUUGGAAUCAUGAAGGACGAGUUCCUAAAGCACAGCGACUACAACGUGAUCGUCGUAGACUGGAGUCACGGCAGCAGGCCCCCUUACACCAGGGCUACCGCCAAUACCAGGGUGGUUGGAGCAGAACUGGCGCACCUCAUCAAAGCCUUGCACAACUCGACAGGUGUGCGGCCCGAGAGCUUCCACGUCGUCGGUCACAGUCUCGGUGCUCAGAUUGCCGGCUACGCAGGGGAACGGCUCGACAAGCUUGGGCGCAUCACAGGGCUGGACCCGGCCGGACCCUACUUCUUCCACAUGCCACCACAAGUUCGCCUGGAUCCCAGCGACGCUGCCUUCGUGGAUGUCAUCCACUCCGACGCGAGCCUUCCGUUCCACCUGUUCACCAACCUCGGCAUCUUCAAUGAGAAAGGCUUCGGCAUCGACCAGCUGGUGGGUCACGUCGACUUCUACCCGAACAACGGCAACAAGCAGCCCGGCUGCCGCCGACAGCACCUCGAGAGCCUGGUCCUGGAAGGGAUGCUCGAGAGUGUGCGACGCCUGGCGGCCUGCGACCACCAGCGAUCCGUGGACUUCUUCACGGCCACCAUCAACACCAGACUCUGCCUCCCGGUCGGAAUUGCGUGCCGGACGUGGGAAGACUUUGUGGCCGGGCGCUGCGGCGGCUGCGUGUCCGGAAGAGGACGAUGCGCCGUCAUGGGUUUCCUCGCGGACCGAAUGCGGAGACUUCCGAGGAACGCCGAACCCGUCAAGCUUUUCCUCAGGACGAAUCCGGAACCGCCAUAUUGCCUUUUUCAGUACCAGAUUAUCGUCAAGACAACCAAGUCCGUGCCACUGUGGGAUCUUUUCGGUGAGGUGAUGCUCACCUUGCCAGGAAUUGGACAGAAAGUAGCCAUCCGGAUGAGCAAAAGCCCUCACAGCGUCAAGCCUGGCGUAAAGUAUACAUCGCUGUUGACAACCAAGGGCAGGCUGUACGACGUUCAAAAUGUCACCUUCCAUUGGAAGUCCCUGAUGCGCAGACGAUCUGAGAGGUCCAGCCACGGUCCGGUUCCAAGGAUCUUGUACUUCAAGAUUCGUCCCUUGGACAUGCACUUCCUUUCAAAAAGAAGUCGGCAAAGAGAGUCAUGGGUGUACUGCAACAACUCAACUCGAACGGCCAUUUUACCUGGAGACAUCUACCUUGAACCGGAUGAGGGCUGUGAAUUUGACGAUGACGCUGAACUGUGA
Molecule: messenger RNA, 1863 nt
Organism: Ixodes scapularis (black-legged tick)
Lineage: Eukaryota; Metazoa; Arthropoda; Arachnida; Ixodida; Ixodidae
Product: pancreatic triacylglycerol lipase
Exons: 12
Coding region: 1-1863 (620 amino acids)
Biological process (GO): lipid metabolic process
Molecular function (GO): triacylglycerol lipase activity
Source: RefSeq, a predicted model, not a curated record